Molecule: messenger RNA, 726 nt
Organism: Colletotrichum higginsianum IMI 349063
Lineage: Eukaryota; Fungi; Ascomycota; Sordariomycetes; Glomerellales; Glomerellaceae
Product: Short-chain dehydrogenase
Exons: 3
Coding region: 1-726 (241 amino acids)
Source: RefSeq, a predicted model, not a curated record
AUGCCUCCCGUCCUAACCGCCCUCGUCACGGCAGGCAGUGCAGGGCUCGGCGCCGCGACAGCCAAGCUCUUCGCCCGCAACGGCUAUAAUGUCGUCAUCAACUACGCCAACGAUGCCGACCGUGCCGCCGCUCUGGUCCGCGAGCUCCGGUCCCUCUCCCCGCUGCCGGCGGACCAGCAGCGAUUCGGCGCCGUCAAGGCAGACCUCUCCAACAGGCUCGAGACGCCUGGACUCGUCCGGCAGGCAGUCGAAGUGCUCGGAGGAACCGGCCUGGAUGUUGUCUUCUCUAACGGCGGCUGGACGCGGCUACGCGACAUCGCCGACCUCGACGACAACGUUGACGAGGACGACUGGGAUCGCUGCUUCAACAUGAACGUCAAGUCGCACUUGUUCCUCAUGCACGCCGCGCGGCCAUAUCUGGAUGAGGCCGAGGGCGUCUUCAUCACCACGGCGUCGCUAGCCGGCGUCAAAGUCAGCGGGAGCUCCCUAGCCUAUGCCGUGACCAAGGCAGCACAGCUACACCUCGUGAAGGGUCUGGCGAUAGCAGCCGGCCCGAAGGACUGGGGUCUGCAGUUCCCCGAGGAGAAGCAGCAGGCGGCGCGGGACAGAACGCCCCUCAAACGUCUCGCCACAGUCGAGGACGUGGCUGAACAAGUCCUGUGCUUCGCCCGUAGCAGGAGCGUCACCGGCGCCAACGCCGUCAUUGACGGGGGCCUGAGCAUAUGA